AUGGAGAAGGGGCUAAUUCAAGUAGUUCCGGACUCCGUCCACUUUAGAGACUUAAAAGCAGGUGAGUCCGACUCGAUUCAAGUUUGGGCCACUAAUUGUGGAAAGUCUCCGAUGCCAAUUAGAUUCAAACUUUCACCAAAUUCACCAUUCUUACUUUUCACACAGCCAACAAUUAUUGUCCCACCCGGACUCGAAGUGAAUGCUACAAUUAAAUAUUCGCCAAAAGAUGAUCAGCCAAAAUCUGCUGAACUUUUUGUUGAAUGCCCAAAGCAAAAGAUUUCAAUUCCAGUCACAGCUACACCUCCAAGUCCUAGAAUUGUUCCUGAUACACAAAAUAUCAGACUAGGAUCUAUUCCUACAGAUUUCGCCUACAAGUUCGCAUUUUCAAUGACAAACAUUGGUGUAAGAGAAGGCUCAUUCGAAUUAAAAUGGGAAAAUGAUAUACUUUCUCUCAGCCCUUCAAGUGGAAAUAUUGCACCAAGUAAAUCUGUCGAAAUUUCUGCAACAAUUAAGAUACCUCAGCCAGGUCCUGUUACUAUAAAUCUCAAUGUUAAUGUCAAAGGAUCAUCAGAGCAAGUAAAACCAAUCGUUAUUACAGCAGAAGCAGUCGCUCAUACUUUAUCUCUCUCAUAUCAAGGAAAAUCCAUUAAAAGUUUCGAUUUUGAUACAGUCUUCUUUGGACAGAAACGUAUUAUUACAGCACAGCUCAUAAACAAUGGAGCUUCAAAAAGAUCAUUUGUGAUUUUAGGUUCAGAAGACACCAACAAGGGAAAAGCCAAACCUAAACGACCUGCAGAAGAAGAGAUUGUAUUCAAAGCUUACCCAUCUGAAGGAACUCUUGAGCCAAAUGGAAAAAUGGAUAUAGAUUUCCAAUUUAUUCCUCCGAUUCCAUCCAAACCGAUACUAGAAGAUAUAGAUUUACAAUUCAACCAAGUAAAUACAAUAGAAGUCGUGGAAACCGGACAACAUUUGGAAUUUUCAAUGUCCGGUAAGGGAGUUCAAAGUUAUUUGAAGCUAUCUUCGUAUGAUUUUGUCUUUGACAAGUGCGAAAUCGAAGCAAAAACAGUCAAAGAACUUACAAUCUUCAAUACAUCAAAAUUCCUUCCGAUUGAAUACAAAAUUGAGCCAAUUGCUCACUUCAGAUUCGAGCCUUCCAAAGGUACAAUACCAAAGGAAUCAUCAUCAGUCGUAAAAGUGAUUUUCUUCCCUAAAAAUUACGGUGAAUUCAAUUUCAAUACAAAUGUCACUUUUAACGAUGGUUUAGUUGUCAAAGAAAUCAAUUUAAUUGGAGUUUGUGGGCAAUUAUCAGACAAACCAUUUAGACGUGUUCCUGUUUACGAAACCAAUGAGAACGCGAAAUAUUCCGCAGAACAUCCAGACAGAAGGUUUACUGAUGGUUUGGAAGGAAUCAGACAUUCCAGUCAAAUGAGAGAAAGAUUUGAUGGAUACAUUACUGAGUAUGCAGCCAAAAGAGAGUCAGUAACUCGUCUCCAACAGUUGAGAUCGAAACUAAAGAGCGAAGGCGAAGAAUACCUCAAAACAACACAAGGACAAUUCACUAAAGAAGAUUUGAAAGAAUACGUGUCAACACAAAUGAAAACUCUUAAGUCAAAACAAGCCGAAGAAGAAGAGAAAAAUGAUGAUUUGUAUAACGGUUUGCAACCACCCGAACCAAAGAUUUUGGACCCUUCAAAUCCUUUGUAUUUCUCAAAUACUUCAAAAAACGGUUAUUCCUCUCAAAAUGGAGAUGAUCCCGAUCAAGUUUUGAAUACAAAACGAUCGCAUAAUGAUGAGAAUGUUCUUAUCAAGAAGAAAUUCAAACCGAAGCCAACAACACCUGCAGAAAUUAAUGAAUGUUCUAAACCAUUAACACCAGCACAACAAUUAUUGGUUUCUGCAAGUCAUCAAACUGUUAAUUUUGGCCAUGUUUCUGUUUAUUCAACAUCAGCUAAAUCAUUUACAAUAACUAAUAACUUGCAGCAGCAUAUUGUUGUUUCCAUGAAAUACGAGUACGAAGAAUUAUCGAAAUCAUCACCAUCAUCACAAGUAAUUUUGCCAAAACAAACUGCUGGUUUCGAUAUCAGAUUCUUCAGUACAAAACAACAGAAUUUCAUGAGAACAAUACAAUAUACAAUCAACGGACAUCAUAAUUACACAUUUAAUGUCUCUGCGCAAGUUGUUCCAAUAGAAUUACAAUUAUCAAGACAGAUGAUUGAAUUCAGAUUUUCGCCUGACUCUGUUUCACCUUACAUCAAGGAAUUCGUGACAAUUAUAAACAAAUCGAAUUCUAUUGCUGAAUAUUCGUGGACAGGGUUAACUCCGGUUUUCAGUUUAUCACAAACAAGUGGUAAAAUCGAUCCUGAUUCAACACAAAACAUCGAAGUUACUUAUUUCCCACAAACUCAUUCCCAUGAUGAAGCAACUUUGUUGUUGAACGUUUCAGGAGGUCAAACGAGAUCUCUUAAAUGUGUUGGUGAUAUUGGAGCUCCUAAAUGUUCAUUGAACAAGAAAUUCGUCAAUUUGGGAUUGAUACCUAUCGGAAUAUUAAAAUCUCAAGCACUAAGAAUCAAAAAUUCUGGUGAUGACGAUGCAAUAUUCAGCAUUUCUUAUGAUAACACUGCUGAAUUACAGAUUAUUCCAAUGAAUGGUCGUAUUCCUGCACAUGAUUCACAGACAUUACAAUUGAAUUUCAAGUCAGUACAUGCUGCUGCAUUUGAUUUUCCUGUUAAUAUUCAAAUCGCUGGUUCCAAUCCAUUGACAUUUAAUGUUACAGGACAAAGUGAAUUACCACAUGUACAAUUAUCUGUCAAUGCUUUCGAGUUCGGAAGAUUGUUUGUUGGUUCGAGUUCUUCUAUUGAAGCAACAAUACAAAAUACCGGACAAAUUCCUGCGAUCUUAUUCUUGGAUUUAAGUGCACAUCCUGAUUUUAGAAUUGAAUAUUCAACAGAACUCGCUGAUGGAGCAAAUAAUGAAACGACAAACUCAAUUUCUUUAGUUUCGAAUCCGAUUUUCGUUACUAAAAAUGAGUAUUUGCCAACAACUGAAUCUACUUCAACAGCCAUUGAGAGUCAAAUCAAUGAAUCACAAGCAGCAAUCUCUGAAACAAGUGAUGAUGACAAUAACGGGUUGGUUUACAAGUUCUAUUUAUUAGAAGGAACAUCAAUAAAGUUCAAUCUUGUUUUCCAACCUUCAACAGCUGCCGAACAUUCAUUUGAACUUCCUUUCACGAUGAUGAAUGUUAUUUCAGCAUCAUCUUUCCAUUUACAACCAAUUGUAAGUGCUGAAGCCAUCAAAGCGCCAAUAACUAUAUCAAGUACUGCAUUGGAUUUCGGAAUCAUGCCUAUUUAUAAUCCACAAAAUCCACAUGCAAGAUCAAUUUCUCGUGUUAUCAGUUUAGUAAAUGAGAGCAAAAAUCCAAUUCCUUGGAGAAUUGAUAACUCAGCACUUGGCAAUCCAGCUGCUUUCUCUUUCGAGCCAUUCAAUGAUACAAUAGCUCCUGGAGCAACAACUGUUGUUCACGUGUUAUUCACAGCAAGAGAAGCUGUUCCUUAUAACGUUCAUUUGCCACUUUUAGUUAAAAUGGCAAAAGAAAAAGAAGAAUCAAUGGUCAGUGAAAUCCAAUUAGCAGGUGUUGGAACAUCAAAGCUCUUCUCAAUAUCCCAGCCAAAUGUUGUUCUCCCGAUUGUUCCUUUAGGCGUCAAAUCUCAAAUGACAGUUUAUGUAAAUAAUGACGGUUUUAUCGGUUCAAAUUUGAGAGUACAAACAUCAGCGAGCGAAACAAGCUUCCCAGUAAAAGUCAGUUUCCCUGAUGGCAAUCAGUUGUUGCAUACAACUGUUAAACUACCUGUUGUCGUCAGUUUCCAGUCGAACAAACCAAUGGCGUUCAGUACAAUGAUAGGUAUAAUUGACGACAGUGGAAAUGGUUGUUCAUUCACUGUUACUUGCGCAACAGAUAAUUCUGUUUUCACUUUGUAUCCGUUCUUUUACUCAAACAAACCAGAAAUUAAGUCUUCUAAAGGAUCUCCAAUAACUAUUGAUGCGAAAACAAUUGAAACAUCUUCUUUCCUUCCUUGUAGAUUCCUCAACGCUGCAGAUAUAAUUGAACUUAAAGGUCAAGAAUGGAAAUCAACUUAUAAUCCAAAAACUGUCAAAUUUAUUUUGAGAUAUUUGAAUGCUUUAUCGGUAAAUACUCAAAUUUCUGACUUCCCUGGCGAUUUCAUAAGAAACAACGGGUCCACACUAUUAGAACUGGUUGAGAACAUAUCAGGAGGAAGACGUCCUAAUGUGGAUAACAGCGAGAAAGUGAAAGAUGACAUAAAUUCACGACAACUCGACGCAAUGAAGAAAAUUGUCAGAUUUUUGCAAUCAAUGGGAUGUUUAGUUAGCCAUAUUAAACCAGAGUAUCUAUUAGAUAGACAAGAAUUCGUCAACGUCAUGAGAUACAGAAUAACUAAACAGCUCCUUGGAAUUGACUAUUUCAACGCUCCAAGUUUGUCUUCUUUUGACCAAACAAAAUUAAGUGAAUUCACAAAUUCGAAGUCAUUCUCCAACGCUUUAAUGCAGAGAUUAAAGAUUGCUGAGAAUUUCUAUUCAGAGCUAAGCAAUGAGUGUUGGAUGUUCAUCAUCAUGCAGCUGUUCAAAGUUUUCAUUGUUGGAAGAAUCGAUCAAGAAAGAUUGAAUCAACAACCUGGAUUUUCUGAUGCAGUAAAAUCAUUGACACAAUCUACAUCGAGAUUCGCCAACAUGGAUGACACUUUGAAUGAGAUAUGCAGACCGAACAAGAAUGUUCCUUUGUCCAACAUUUAUUCAACCGCUGAAUGCACAUUGUUAAAAUGGAUUUCAGUUCAUUCUUGUGUUCAAUACCAAGAUUGGCAGAAAUCUGUAAAUUGUUUUGAUGCUUUAUCAGAUGCAACAUGUUUUGCAGCCCUUCUUAAAGCACAUACAACUGCUUUAAAGGUACCUCUUCCUAACCCUUUAGUUGAUCAUUCAACACCUGAAGACAACGCGAUUUUAUUCACUUCUUCAUUGAAAUCUUUGAAAUUGGCUUUCAGUCCAACAGCCGAUGAGAUUUCUUCAAAGAGUGAUUGUGUGUUGGCCAUUGUUUCAGCUUAUCUGUUUGAGACAUUGCCAAGAUUCAUUCCUAUCUCUCAAGUUGACUUCACAACAACUUUGCACAAAACAAUUUCAAAAGCUGUUCAAAUUCAAAAUCCUUCGAAAGCAGAAAUAACUUACAAAGCGGUUUUAGAAGGAUCUGCUGCCUAUUCACUUCCUAAUGACUGUCUCGUCAUUCCUCCUAACUCUUCCGCAGACUUGAAUGUCAUUUUCACUGCCAGAACAAUUAAGAAACAAACAGCCAGAUUGAUUUUGACACCUUUGAGACCAAGAUACAUAACUUCGAACACAGAAGAUGGAGAAACAAUGCCGACAACGACAAGAAGAGAGUCCCAUGUCCCUAUAUUCUCGGCGCCAAUUGUAAUUGACAUUUACUCCGAUGUGUCAAUCGUUCAGCCUGAUAUGAUUUCCGCUUAUGAAGGAAUCAUUUAUCAACCAACGAAAAUUAACUUAAAUGUCAAAAAUUUCAUUGGUGUCAAAAGUGAGGCAAAACUCUUUUACAAGAUCUCGAAGAUACAAGACGAGAACGGCAAACAAGUUGGCUCAAACAAAUCUAUUGCUACACAGAUCCAAGAGUUCAUAGCAAAUCCAUAUGAAUCAUCAAAAGAAGAAAUAGUUACAAGCCAAUCAAAAACUUCCAAUUUCACUUCACUUCUCAAAGCACAUCAGAAUUUCGUGAUUGAUCAGACACAUGUUGACUUCAUUGACGAGAAUUCCACACAGACAGUUGCCAUUGAGUUCUUACCAAUUGAUUUGUGCACUUACAGAUUGUUACUUCUUUUCGAAGACACAAAUGCAGGAGAAUUCGUAAUCCAAGUCGAAGCGAAGUCAAUUUUACCAAAUGCCGUUGAAGUUGCCGCAAAUAAGAUGAAAUGUGAAGCAGGAAAGAAGACAUCGUACUCUGUGAAUGUUGAUCCAAUCAACCAAGCCUUGAUUAAACAGUUGGCUUACAGUUACGAAAGAGUCAACAAUUCCGGAAAAUUUGCAAGCGACAGGAAACUUCAAGACAUGAUAACUUCAAGAUGCAGAGAGAUGGAAGCGAUCUUUAAGUCAUCAUUCAACCAGAUAAAGUUCAAUGUCUCUAAUUCUGCUUCGACUUAUUUCGAUAUUCCAAGCGAAUUAGUUCUUUCUAAAAACGCUGAUCCGAAGACGAAACCAAAUGCACUUCCUAUCACUUUCAAACCGACAAAAGCUGGUGAAUACCCUGUUAAAAUUGUUUUGACGAGUAAUUAUGAUGUCAGACUCUUUAAAGCAUCAGCAACAGCUAUUCCUGCUGUCAAAGAAAUGUCGAUCGAGUUCAAUACUGUGUCUGGAAGACAAGUACAUCAAGAUAUUCCUUUGACAAACCCUUCAGAAGAAGUUUGGAACUUCAAAGUCCAAACAACAGGAGAUUCUUGUUUCAAUGCCCCGCAAAGAGUAUCUGUAAAGCCUGGAACAACUGGCCAAUUAACAGUUAACUUUGUUCCAUUAAGAGUUGGCCAAUUCAAGGGCGAAUUGAUGCUCACAAACGCGUCAUCAGAAGCAACAGUUAUCUACAAAUUAACAGGUGUUGCUGAUGAACCUCCUGCAGAAAAGAAGAUCAAUGUUAACUGCAAAGCAAGAGUUCCUUUCGAAUACGAAUUGCCUGUUAAAGCAUUCGUCAAAAACGCAACAGUUAAAGUCACCACGACUGUUCCAAUCAUUUCUUUCAAGCCAAAUAUUGUUUUCGAGAAUGGAUCAAUAACUGAGCCAUUUAAGUUCAAUGUCAUUGCACAAAGAAGUGGAGUUUCCGCAGGAACAUUGACAUUCACGGAUAUCGCAACAGGAAGUUAUAUUUGGUAUGUUGUAGAGAUCCAUGUUGAUUCACCAGCUCCUGAACAAACAAUUACUGUUAACACAUCGGCAAGAAAGAGUGCAACUGUAUCUAUAAAGAUCCAGAAUCCUAAAGACAGAACAACAACAUUCACAGUUUCUCUUUCCGACGAAGAUUUGUUUGGUUUGAAGGAAUUCAUCGUUCCUCCACACGGAAAUAUGACUUACGAAUUGGUUGUUUCUCCUCUCAAAGCAAUGAACAGGACUUCCUCUGUCUACUUCUACUCAGAUGAUGACAGCGAGUUCUGGUAUGCUUUGAAGAUUAACGCUACUGAAGCUCCAGGACAAAUUUUGGCUCCGAUGUCUUCUCCUCUUGGAAAAUUCGCAACGACAACUGUCACUUUAGAGAACCCAUUAUCGAAGCAAGCGAAUGUUAGAAUAGAGAACACUAAUCCUACAGCAUUCCAGGUUAUGGCCAAGCGUUCAUUGCAGCUAUUGCCAUUGGAAAAGAGAAGAAUAGAGAUCAGAUACAUCCCGACAAGUGUUGGACAAAAAGAAACCGCCGAAAUUUCAUUUUUGUCACAAGAUGUUGGUGAUUGGACAUAUUCUUUAAGUGGUAAUGGUAAACCUCCUCAGCCAUUCUCUCCAACAAUUGUUUCUUCGCAGAUUGGUGUUCCUAUGUCUGCCUUAGUUUUGUUCAACAAUUCAUUCCCUUAUCCAUGCAGAUUCAACAUUUCCAUCGACAGCGAGUGCGAAGAAGGAGUUUUCCAAUUCUUGGUCAGAAAGAAACUCUUCACUUUGGAGUGGUUUGGCGAGGAAUACCAAGUUCCAUUCACUUUCACACCUGUAACUAAAGGACAAUUCACUGCCCACAUCAUUGUAACAUUUGCAGGACCAGCACGUGGUGAUUUACCAGAUAAUUCAUCAUUGUUGAGUUCUGUCAGAUGGAUUUUCCCAGUUAUUGGAAACACUUUGACAGCAGCAGCUGAAGCCAAAGUAAUCAAAGCAAGAGCCAAUGAGUUUGUUUCUAAUAACAUUACAUUGCCUUUAGUUGGAGAAACUGAAGAGUUCCAAGCAAGUGAAUAUUCAGUUCAAGUCAAUUUGAAUCAGACAAAUGAAUUUCUCAGACAAAUUUUGGAUAUUAAACCAAUAGAAAUUCUCAAAGAUGGAGAUUCGCCUGAUUUGAUUGUGAACUGCAAUUUCUCGCCAAUGAGACCUUGCAAUGGAACAGCACAGUUAAGAGUGAAGAAUCCUCUUGGACAAGAAUGGCAAUUCGAUUUAACAUGUACUGCAGAAAGAGGAAAACCAAUUGAUACAUUGCAAAUCGAGUCACUUCUGAACAAAACAGGUGAAGUUUCAAUAACUUUGCCAACUGUAUUCAGAAGCCAGACACCUUUCCACGCGUACAUGAUUUCAGGAAGUGCUUCUGAGUUCACGGCAACUCCGGAACAUGGUUUCAUCGAACCUCAACCUGGUCCAAACACUGAGACAUCAAUUAAAAUAAUUUUCGCUCCGAAAAUGUACGGAAAAGUGCUUCGAGGAAUGCUCGUUAUCGACACUUUGGAUGCACAGUUCUUGUUUGAUGUUGUCGGAAAAACUCCUGAAUAUGUUCCUCCAACUGUAACUGCAGGAAGCAGAUUAAUGCAGUUGCAAACAACAAGGCAAUCUGUUCCUUCGAAGAAUUCGACAAAGAGACAAGAAUCUUCAAUGUUAAGGAACUCAACAAAGCCAAGAAUUAUUUCUCCAAACCAAGGAAAACAUAAGAUUAUUUAA
Trichomonas vaginalis G3 is the source of this 8676-nucleotide messenger RNA. RefSeq names its product cilia- and flagella-associated protein 47 family. Lineage: Eukaryota; Parabasalia; Trichomonadida; Trichomonadidae. The transcript has a single exon. The record is from RefSeq and is a predicted model, not a curated record. Bases 1 to 8676 code for a protein of 2891 amino acids.